AAAUCUAUUCUCUUCUGAAAUUUAUUUUUAAUAUAAUUUAAUGAUUUCUCAUGAAUUAUAUUACGUAGUAAUUAUUCUUAUAUUAAAUGUUAUAUUAUAAACGACGUAAUGCAAGUCAUCAAGGGAGGGGAAUAUCUAUUCCAUUUUUUUCUACUCAUCUCCACUUCUUGACACAGCACAUGUUUCUAUAUACGUACACAACACACAUACAUUUAUACAUAGAUACAUACACAUAUACAUAUUAUAUACAUACAUAUGAAUCGAAAGCCACGUGUACCGCGUAAAGAAAGUGUAUAUAUAGUGUAUAUAUAUAUAUAUGUAUGUAUGUAUGUAUGUAUGUAUGUAUGUGUGUGUGUAUUAUCUAUACGCAACAUUUGUUGAGUUGGAAAUAUGGACGAUGAAGUUUAUAACAUGAAACGAUUUCUUUUACUAUUAAGAUAUACUUAAAGUAUUUUUUUUUUUUUUUUAAUAAAUAAAUACGAAACAAAUCUGCAUUAAAUGCAGUAUAAGCUUCUAAAAUCUGAAAAUGAAAAAUUCUAUGAAAAGGAAUCAUCACCCAGUAUGAAAAAAAGUAUCAGUCAACCUGGAAGAAGAUAUUUUAUGAUAAUUACUUUACUUGGUAUAUUAUUCCUUGGUUAUAUUGCAAUAGCAAAUGAUUUAAAGCCAAUAAGAAUUGGUAGUAAGGUUAUUGAUACUUUAGCAUUUUCAUUAAAUAUACAAAAGCCAUUUUAUGUUGUUAUCAUCGAUGCUGGAUCUACCGGCAGUCGUGUAUUAGCAUUUAGCUUUCACGAAUCAAUUCUCAACCAUCAUCUAAUAUUAGAUGCUGAAAUGUACAGUGAAACCAAACCUGGAUUAAGUGCAUUUGCAGAUGAUCCAAAAGUUGCAGCACAAUCUCUUAUUAAGCUUUUGGAAAAAGCUAAAUCAGUUAUACCACAAUCAGAAUGGUCUAAUACUCCGCUUACUAUGAAGGCUACUGCUGGCCUUAGAUUAUUGCCUGGACAUAAAGCAAAUAAUAUACUUGAAGAAUGUAGUAAACUUUUUGAGUCAUCUGGCUUCAGAAUAUCAAAAAAUUCAAUUUCUGUAAUGGACGGAGCUAGUGAAGGAAUUUUUUCUUGGUUCACAGUAAAUUUUCUAUUGGAUAAACUUAAUUCUCAUACAUCAGAAAAUACGGUAGCUGCACUUGAUCUUGGUGGGGGCUCUACGCAAGUAACUUUUUCACCAAAUAAAAUGCAAGCGAAAGAAUUGAAACAACAUGUGUAUGCUAUUAAUGCUUUUAGUCAUAAUAUGAGCGUAUAUACGCAUAGCUAUCUAGGAAUGGGUUUAAUGGCUGCUAGAAAAGAAAUUCUGACGCAUGGAAUGACUAUAAAAAAUACUACUACAAAGGAUACAAUAGUAAUCCGAUCUGAAUGUAUAAAUCCAAUUGUGAGUGCUCCAUGGAGUUAUGGAGGACAAAAUUAUAUAAUAAAAGGACCUGUUAAUGCAACACUUAAAACGGUUAAGACACAAAAUUUUGCAGGAGGUGAUGAGAAUAGACCGAUCGUAAGAUUUUCAGAAUGUUUAAAAAUUGUUGAAAAAUAUGUUAAUACAAUAAGUAAUAAGCCAAUAGGAUUGGGUACUCAUGAAAUAUACGCUUUUUCUUAUUACUUUGAACGAGCUACAGAGGUAGGUUUAAUAGACCCUUUCUCUGGUGGUGUCAUACAUUUGGGUGCUUUUCUAAAACAAGCAACAGAAACUUGUGAUUAUCCUAAUGCAGAGCAACCAUUUAUGUGUUUGGAUUUAACAUUUAUUUAUGUCUUGUUACAUAAUGGUUUUGGUUUAGAACCUUCUACAAGGUUAUUUUUAUAUAAGAAAAUCAAUCAACAUGAGUUAAGCUGGGCUUUAGGAGCUGCCUUUAACGUAUUACAAAGUGGUCUUUGACAUUGGUAGAAAAAACAAUAUUAAUAUAUAGAAAAAUAAUGGAAAUAGAAAAAUUAUUAAUUUUUAAUAGUACGUUAUUAAAAAGUAUUGAAUGUCGUCAGUA
Vespa crabro (European hornet) is the source of this 2020-nucleotide messenger RNA. RefSeq names its product ectonucleoside triphosphate diphosphohydrolase 5. The record is from RefSeq and is a predicted model, not a curated record. Gene Ontology annotation, biological process: nucleoside diphosphate catabolic process. Gene Ontology annotation, cellular component: membrane. NCBI's taxonomy places the organism in Eukaryota, Metazoa, Arthropoda, Insecta, Hymenoptera, Vespidae. The transcript is spliced from 4 exons. The coding region runs from base 499 to 1917 and encodes 472 amino acids. Gene Ontology annotation, molecular function: UDP phosphatase activity; GDP phosphatase activity.